UGAUUUCAUAUUUAAGUCAACUUUAUAAAACUACAAUUUUUGAUUUUAUUAUAUUUAAUAUGUUUUAGGACUACAACUGAAAACUUUUUUAACGAUAAUGAGCGGAAAAAUAUUAAAAUCUCCGAUACCUACCAUUCCCUAUCCGGAGAUAUCGGUUGCCAAAUACAUAAUCAAUCGACUCAUACAAUUUAAUGGACAAAAAACUGUUUUGGUCGACUGUCCCACUGGCCGUCGCCAUAAUGCACUACAAGUGUCUGACCACAUCCUUAACAUUGCGGCCGCUUUUAUUGAAAUGGGAUUAAAUAAAGGAGAUAUCGUAUUGUUUGUCAGUCCAAACAGCGAUUAUUAUGCAAUCGGCUUAUUGGGUGUCAUUGCGGCCGGUGGUGUCUUCACCAGUUGUAGUGAACUCAGUUCAUAUCGUGAACUAUUUAAUGCUGUUGAGGUAACUAAACCUAAAUAUUUGGUUAGCACUUACCAUCAUUUGGACAAUUGUCUCAAAAUUGCUGAUGAAUUUCCCGGAAUAAAAAAAAUCAUUUAUAUUGCAAACGAUUGGAAAUCAAAUUUGGAUCCACGGGUUGUCUCAUAUUUCAAACUCUAUGAAUACAAUCGACACAAUUGUGACUAUGAAUUGCCAAAACGGGUCGACUGUAAGAAAGAUAUGGCAGCACUGUUGUUGUCGUCGGGAUCUACAGGUCUGCCCAAACCGAUAAUUAGGAGUCACCAGAAUGUUAUAAACUUAACUCAUCAGUUCCAGCACAAGGAGGUGUGGGGUCUCACUGAGAAAAGUGUACAGUCGUGUCAAAACACAUUUUGUCAUUCAGGAGGACUCACCUUUUUGUUGCACUCAAUAGCAUCGGGAGCUGUAGCGGCAAUUAUGCCAGGUUUUGAAAACAACAAAUUUAUUAAUUAUAUUGAAAAAUAUAAGAUAACGGGAGCAUUUCUGGUACCAUCAUAUGUCAUAAGUUUGGCCAACACUGACGUCACCGAUAAAGAUGUUUUGUCAUUCAAAGAAAUCAUAUGUGCCGGUUGUCCACUACCUGAAGGAAUAGCCGAUAAAGUGGUCAACAAUUUAAAACUUGAAUACUUUCGCCAGGGUUAUGGUAUGACUGAAGUUGGCUUUUGUACCCAAGUCUACCGAAGCGCAAAUAUGGCUCACAAACGAUCGGUUGGUUGGUGUGUACCCGACUCUCAAGUCAAGGUAAUUGAUCCAAAAACAAAGCAACUGUUGGGUGCAAAUCAAAUCGGAGAGAUUUGGAUUAAGAGUCUUCAGGAGACUCCGGGAUAUUUCAAUUUAGACGAAUUGAAUAAAGAGUCGUUUGAUGAUCAAGGCUUCCUCCGAUCGGGUGAUGCCGGCUAUUAUGACGACAACGAUCUCCUAUACGUAAUGGACAGGUAUAAGCAAAUAAUUAAAGUCGAAGGCGUUAUUGUGUUGCCGUCUGAGUUGGAGUAUCUAUUGCUCACUCACGAGGACGUGUCCGAAGCGGCGGUCAUUGGUGUCAAACAUGACUACUAUGUGGAAGUGCCUAAAGCUUUCGUUAAACUUAAGCCCAAUAGGAAAGUGACGACAGAGCAGCUCAUUGAGUACAUCGAUGGACAGGUAAAUAGUUUUAAGAAACUUAGAGGUGGACUAACUGUUGUCAAAGAGUUACCGAAAACUCCUUUGGGAAAGAUUAACAAAACAUUGCUUAAAUGA
Molecule: messenger RNA, 1693 nt
Organism: Oppia nitens
Lineage: Eukaryota; Metazoa; Arthropoda; Arachnida; Sarcoptiformes; Oppiidae
Exons: 7
Coding region: 98-1693 (531 amino acids)
Molecular function (GO): CoA-ligase activity
Source: RefSeq, a predicted model, not a curated record